UGAUAUUGCUACGAGAAUUUUAAAGAAGGGGAUGAACUAGAUUUAUAUUUAGGCGGAGCUUUCAAUUUGGCACCUCCCUCGUUUACAUCGACACCCGCAUCAAAAGUCACUCCAUUCCCAUCAGAACACAAAACACAGCAUUUCCCUUAGCGUAGGAAAUGGAAGUCACACUUUCAGCCUGCAAGUCCGUUAGCUCGCCUUCUGUUCCCGUCGCAGGUUUGUUUGCGGGGAAUGGAGGAAUUAAGAGCUCGCAAUGCAGUUUCUUAGCGGGAGCGAGCAAAGUGAGGUUUCCUAGGCAAGUAGGUCAAGUUAGCCACCUUCGCAAACAGCGCCAAACGCGUCACUGCGGUGCUCUCCACGCGACUUGCAGCGGUGACAAGAUCCUGAUCGCGAACAGAGGCGAGAUUGCCGUCCGCGUUAUUCGAACCGCUCAUGAAUUGGGGAUUCCUUGUGUGGCUGUGUACUCCACCAUCGACAAGGACGCGCUUCAUGUCAAAUUGGCUGAUGAAGCCGUUUGCAUCGGGGAAGCGCCGAGUAGCCAGUCCUACUUGCUGAUCCCGAAUGUUCUGUCAGCUGCUAUUAGCCGCAGAUGCACCAUGUUGCAUCCUGGCUAUGGUUUUCUUGCGGAGAAUGCAGUGUUUGUUGAAAUGUGCAGAGAACAUGGAAUCAACUUUAUUGGGCCUAACCCUGACAGUAUUCGGGUUAUGGGUGACAAAGCAACUGCCAGAGAGACAAUGAAGAAAGCAGGUGUUCCCACCGUUCCGGGAAGUGAUGGCCUUUUACAGAGCACAGAAGAAGCUAUCAGACUGGCAAAUGAGAUUGGUUUCCCUGUGAUGAUCAAGGCAACAGCUGGUGGUGGAGGACGUGGCAUGCGUCUUGCUAAAGAACCUGCUGAGUUUGUGAAGUUUUUACAGCAAGCUAAGAGUGAGGCAGCUGCUGCAUUUGGCAAUGAUGGGGUUUAUUUGGAGAAGUACAUUCAAAACCCAAGGCACAUUGAGUUCCAGGUUCUUGCAGAUAAAUAUGGUAAUGUUGUUCACUUUGGAGAACGUGAUUGCAGCAUUCAGAGGCGCAACCAGAAACUGCUUGAAGAAGCACCAUCUCCUGCCCUGACCCCUGAGUUGCGAAAGGCAAUGGGAGAUGCAGCAGUUGCAGCUGCUGCAUCUAUUGGUUACAUAGGUGUUGGAACGGUUGAGUUCCUUUUGGAUGAAAGAGGUUCCUUUUACUUUAUGGAGAUGAACACUCGUAUCCAGGUUGAGCAUCCGGUGACAGAAAUGAUUUCCUCAACGGAUUUGAUAGAAGAGCAAAUUCGUGUAGCUAUGGGAGAAAAACUUCGAUACAAACAGGAGGAUAUUGUCCUCAGAGGACAUUCUAUUGAAUGCCGUAUCAAUGCAGAAGAUGCUUUUAAGGGAUUUAGACCAGGGCCAGGUAGAAUUACUGCAUACUUGCCAUCCGGAGGUCCAUUUGUUAGAAUGGAUAGCCAUGUUUAUCCUGAUUAUGUGGUUCCUCCAAGCUAUGAUUCCCUUCUUGGAAAGCUGAUUGUAUGGGCUCCAACUAGAGAAAAAGCAAUUGAACGCAUGAAAAGGGCACUUGAUGAUACUAUUAUCACAGGAGUUCCUACUACAAUUGAUUAUCAUAAACUUAUCCUUGACAUAGAGGAUUUCAGAAAUGGCAAGGUUGAUACUGCUUUUAUUCCAAAACACGAGGAAGAGUUGGCAAUGCCACCGCAGAAGAUGGUACUCGCUAACAGGGUGAAUGAACUAGCUGGUUCAACUGCCUGAUGAAUAUGAUUGUGUGAUGCCAGAAUUGCUUUGUUGUAAUCACCGUGUCGUUAGUGCCUUGAAGUCAAUGUUUUAUUGAAAUUUUGAUAAUUAGUCUCGUACAUUCCUAUUUCUUCACAUAAUUAUAUUGUAAUAUCAAUUAAUUUCAUCCCAAAUAUUAGUGCAAGGAAUAAGGAAUAACUCCUUGCAUUUUUCUUCCAAAGUUAGUUGUCUAAACGGUUUAGAGGAUCUUUGUCCCAAGGCUUGUUUGUAAUUCUUGUAUUAAGAGCUCGUUGCUAGAUACACUAAUAAAAACUUAACCUUAUCCUAACAGCCUAGGUUUAUUAUUA
This is a messenger RNA of Glycine soja, 2107 nucleotides long. Its product is annotated as biotin carboxylase 1, chloroplastic-like. NCBI's taxonomy places the organism in Eukaryota, Viridiplantae, Streptophyta, Magnoliopsida, Fabales, Fabaceae. The record is from RefSeq and is a predicted model, not a curated record. Gene Ontology annotation, molecular function: ligase activity; ATP binding; metal ion binding. Bases 159 to 1778 code for a protein of 539 amino acids. The transcript is spliced from 17 exons.